Messenger RNA from Canariomyces notabilis, 331 nucleotides. RefSeq lists its product as uncharacterized. The coding region runs from base 57 to 293 and encodes 78 amino acids. Lineage: Eukaryota; Fungi; Ascomycota; Sordariomycetes; Sordariales; Chaetomiaceae. The record is from RefSeq and is a predicted model, not a curated record. The transcript has a single exon.
CUUGGCCUUCACGAAAAGGGUAAAAGCAGUAGUAGUUGGGCGUUGGGGGCUAAGAUAUGGUUCAAACGGUCCUAUCUAUUUGUAGUUUACCGACGGUCAGAGCCUUGGUUUCCGUCUUCUUGCUCACUUAUUUUCCCCUGUUGCUACUGUCGGGAGGCAACGCCGCUAGUAACUACAGUAGAAUUACUGGACCUGUGCCAUUCUUAGCAUUAAAAAAUCUUACCUGGUAUAGGCUAGAUAUCCUUUCUCAGAAGGGUAUAAGCCUAGAAAUCAGUGAAGACAGGUCUAUAUGAAUCGAGUUGAGGGUGGCGGCGUUGCAGGUGGUCGGUAC